CGGGGGCGGAGGGUGAGGGCUGGGCCUGGCGCUCCCCUGGGACCGCUGGCCUGACAACAAGGACAGGCCUGGGGGCCCCUGGAUGCCCCCUCCUCAGCCCUGGGGCUCCCUAGACUCUGGAGGGCCAGCUGGGGCCGCACCCCCUCCCCCGUGCGCAGGAACAGCAAUGUCUGUGCAGGUGGCAGCCCCCGGAAGUGUGGGGCUGGGCCCAGAGCGCCUGAGUCCUGAGGAGCUGGUGCGGCAGACACGACAAGUGGUGCAGGGGCUGGAGGCCCUACGUGCAGAGCACCAUGGCCUGGCUGGGCACCUGGCGGAGGCCCUGGCGGCACAGGGCCCAGUGACUGGCUUGGAACUAUUGGAAGAAAAGCAGCAGGUGGUGAGCCAUUCGCUGGAGGCCAUCGAACUAGGGCUAGGCGAGGCCCAGGUGCUGCUUUCCCUCUCGGCACAUGUGAGCGCACUGGAAGCCGAGAAGCAGCGGCUGAGGGCUCAGGCCCGGCGGCUGGCCCAGGAGAACGUGUGGCUGCGAGAGGAGCUGGAGGAGACACAGCGGCGCCUGCGGGCCAGUGAGGAGGCUGUGGCCCAGCUGGAGGAGGAGAAGAAGCACCUUGAGUUCCUCGGGCAGCUACGGCAGUAUGACACACCUGCUGAGAGCCAGCAGCCCGAGUCCCCACCUCGCCGAGACAGCUUGGCCUCCCUGUUCCCCAGUGAGGAGGAGGAGAGGAAAGGUCCUGAGAUGGCAGGGGCCGCAGCGGCUCAGCAGGGUGGCUACGAGAUCCCAGCCCGCCUUCGGACCCUACACAACCUUGUGAUCCAGUACGCGGGGCAGGGCCGCUAUGAGGUGGCCGUGCCGCUGUGUCGCCAGGCCUUAGAGGAUCUGGAGCGGAGCUCAGGCCACUGCCACCCUGAUGUGGCCACCAUGCUCAAUAUCCUGGCACUGGUGUACCGGGACCAGAACAAAUACAAAGAAGCCACAGACCUUCUCCACGAUGCCCUGCAGAUUCGGGAGCAGACAUUGGGCCCUGAGCAUCCUGCAGUGGCUGCCACCCUCAACAACCUGGCUGUUCUCUAUGGGAAGCGUGGGCGGUACCGUGAGGCAGAGCCCCUGUGCCAACGUGCCCUGGAGAUCCGUGAGAAGGUCCUGGGCGCCAAUCACCCAGACGUGGCCAAGCAGCUCAACAACCUGGCCCUGCUCUGCCAGAACCAGGGCAAGUUUGAGGAGGUGGAGCAGCACUAUGCCCGAGCCCUGAGCAUUUAUGAGGCCCUGGGCGGGCCCCAUGACCCAAACGUGGCCAAGACCAAGAACAACCUGGCCUCAGCCUACCUGAAACAGAACAAGUACCAGCAAGCAGAAGAACUAUACAAAGAAAUCCUCAGCAGGGAGGACCUGCCCGCCCCUCUCGGAGCCGCCACCACAGGCACGGCCGGUGACACAGCACGAAAGGUGAGGAUGCCGUAUGCGUCCGCCUCCAGGCUAGGAAUGGGGAGUGGCUGGGAUGGGGCUGACAGGUAUCCCCGGUGCCCUCCCCAGACCCUUCGUCGGAGCAGCUCGUUCUCCAAGUUACGUGAGUCCAUCCGGCGUGGAAGCGAGAAGCUGGUCUCCCGUCUCCGAGGCGAGGGGAUGGCGGGGGCAGCCGGGAUGAAGAGAGCUAUGUCACUCAACACGCUGAACGUGGAUGGUGCAAGGGCUACUGGGACCCAGGUGAGGGGGAAGCCGGGCACCUGGGUCAAGGAUAAAGUGGGGGGCCGUGCUGACAGGCCCAGAGGCGAGGGGAGGGUGGAGAGAGUCAGGCUGGCAUUGGGAGCCAAGGGCCGGUAGGCUGGAAUGGACCCGAGAACAGGAGAAUGCAUGGGUGAGGACAGAAGGAUGAACAACGCAGCCACUGGGAUGGACAAGCUGGCGGCCGUGCUGCUGGGGAUAACUCUAGUGGCAGCUGGAGCAGGCGUGUCCUGCCCCUCGCCCACCCUUCAGCCAUCCCUUGUGCCUGUCCCCAGUUCCCGAACCAGCACCUGAGUGAGGCUUCUCGGACCCUCAGCACCAGCACCCAGAACCUGGGCCCCCGCUAACGUCGACAGGACCACGAGGCUCAGCUUCUCAGGGAGAGUGGGAGAGGGGUGGGCAGACAGGGAUCCUCUCAUCCCCCUGCCUCUCGGGUGUACUGGGCUGCCCUCGCCUCCUGAGAUUAAAGACUAUAGAUUUGGCA
Hipposideros armiger (great roundleaf bat) is the source of this 2201-nucleotide messenger RNA. RefSeq names its product kinesin light chain 3 (gene KLC3). The transcript is spliced from 11 exons. Gene Ontology annotation, molecular function: kinesin binding. Gene Ontology annotation, biological process: microtubule-based movement. Gene Ontology annotation, cellular component: kinesin complex; cytoplasm. The record is from RefSeq and is a predicted model, not a curated record. Lineage: Eukaryota; Metazoa; Chordata; Mammalia; Chiroptera; Hipposideridae. The coding region runs from base 83 to 1816 and encodes 577 amino acids.